AUGCCUCAAGUAUGUCUGGAUUAUAACUAUUAUGGACUUUGCACCAACGGUUUGUCUUGCAACCAAGUACACAUUUGCAAGGAUUUUAUCAAGAAGAGAUGCAGCGAUGAGGAAGACUGUGGUCUUCGACACGAGAGCGCGUUUGCCGAAGCUCACACCAUUGCAGUACUUCAAAACUAUGGCAUGAGAGUCAUAGGAGGAAACUUUAAUUCAGUGCUUCGCACACUUUUGGUAUGCCAGGAGAACAUUUCAAGUGGUUUGGAAGACCCCAAGGGCAAACUCACCACAAAGGGAGUGGCCACUAAAGGGAGCAAGGAAAAUCAGCACAUGUCUUCGAAAGUGGGCGUGGCUGCAAGUGCCACCGCUCAGUCUGCUGAGGUUAAAGUCUUCGAAUGCCUUUGCAGCGAGUACGAUUGCUCAGCUUCUUUUUCGGUGAUUUCCAAACGAACAAAUUUGUUCCCGUCUGAAUUUAAGGACGUAGAAGCUUGGUUUCGAAGCAAGAAAGGGAGCUUUCUGAUUACAGAAGAUGAUCACGGAAAGAUAACCCAAGUGAACGCUUUCUCUACAAAAGCACGUUUAUGUCUCAGUUACAAUAACUCUUAUUAUGGGGAGUGCAAUAGAGAGAACUGUUCGUACUUGCACGUCUGUAGAGAGUACAUAACCGAUUCCUGUAACAACGGAGCGACGUGCCCGCGGAAUCAUCACUUCCACGAUGAAAGAGAAAGAGCUCUGUUGUCGACGAUUAAGCUUGAUAAGUUGACAGAUGAGCAACUCAGGAAGCUAGUGCUUUCAUCUACUCCCCAAAUCUGUGUAGAGUACAACAACGGUUCGUGUGAUCUUGGUGAGUCUUGUUCUAAAAUACACAUGUGUAGAGAACAUUUGAAAAAGUGUUUUAGAAGGGGAUAUGGCUGUGACUUACUUCAUGAAGAAGCCAUGAACAUUGAACACACCAAAGCAAUUCUUGAACGUUUUCAGCUUGGACACCAUAAAUCAGACCUGGUAAAGAAAAUUAUUCUUGUUUGUGAGCAGCGCAAGAAUUCCGCAUGUUCCAAAGAAAAAACUACAAGUAAGUAAUGUAAAAUUCUUUCAGCCUUGCUACAUCUCUAGUUUUCGUUUAAAGAAACAUUUUCUGUGGUUCCAACGUAUAAUGCUAAAAACGUAGUCUACAGGGUCCACAGUUAGGUAGUUUAAUGCUGCGGUUUUCGAAACCCGAGGUACAAGAAGCCUUACUUAUUAAAUUACUUUGUCAAACGAUAAGCUUGAAAAUCAUGAUUUUAGCGGAAAGGGAAAGGUUAGCUUUAGAUAUAACACAAUGAAAGUGUUGUAAAGGAGGGAAGCUGCCAAUGAAAGACGGAGAGCUAAGGCGGGUGUUAAAAACUUUCUACCCUGGCCGAGGGUUUAGAAAAAGUGGAUUUUCCGUGACCGUUAAGACGGAAAACCGGUCUGACCAAAGAUAACAAAAUAAAAAUGAAUGAAUAUAAAUAUAAAUAAAAAGUUCUUAUCAUAUAUAUAAAAUUAAUAAUGCCUCAAUAGUCAGUGGAACAAAUUUUAAUCAUUUCUGAACAAGCAAUCAUUUUUGUCUUUUUGAAUCAAGGCAUUCUGACAGGACAUAUUCUCGUAAACAAGCCAGAUGCACCCAUUUGCGCAGAGUUUAUUCUUAGCAAAUGUACGAAUGGUUCUAAUUGCACAGGCCAUCACUACUUUUUGCCUUACCAUUGGCAAUAUAGUGCGGAUGCAGAUGAAUGGAAGAGUUUUAAUGAGAAAGACAACGAGAAGCUAGAAACACUGUAUUGCGACGUGACACUUGAGGAAUGUUCUGCUACAGGCAUGCAAAUAUCAUUUGAAAGGUAUGUUAUAGUAAUUAUACACUGAGAGUCUUGUCAAAUUCAUGGAUUUUUACUCAUUUAGAGUUAUAAUAAGUGUUCAAAGUUCGGUAGACAUACUUCAGCCCAAGUCUAAUGUAUGAGAAAAGAUAAAGGAGUAUGGCAAAAUGCAAGGGCUAAAGACAAAUGAACCAGAACAUUAACAUUUUAUGGUAUAAUGCAUUUUUUUAAACAUGAAUUACAGGUUGACAUUAUUAUCAUUUUAAUAUUCAUAUUUUAGCUAUGGAUUUUUAUUCUUGGACGAGAUGUGUGAUGUCGAUAUUUUCCUCGAUAAUAAGCUGCUGAUUACACAGGAAUAUGUUGAAAAGCUCAUCCAACUACGACGCCUAUCUACGGAAUCUGACGUCAACUCAAGCAACCCUCUAGCUACGGAGUGGAUAUGGUACUGGCAGGACGAAAAUGGAUUCUGGAGGAUGUAUGACCAAGACCACACUGUGAGUAAAUAGUGAGAGAAAUCAUGACAACUCAGUUGUAAGUAGCCUUACAGUCCUCCAAGGAAAGCGGUGGGAGGGGUGAGGGUCGGUUAGGGCCCACUUUCGGUUGAAGAUUUAAUUCAUGGCUUGUGGUGAGCUCCUCAAGGUGAUUUAACCAUUGUAGGAUAUGGAAAGCUGCUCUAGGGGAUCUGUAAUGUCAUUCAAUUCGUUUGGCGGAAUGAAGAAAGGAAAUCACUUGUCUCACGGUAGACAAAAAAGGGGGAGAAACCUUUUGUACGUCUACGGAUUAAGUCGUUGCGUACUGAUAGUGCUGAAAUUCAAAUGAUUUCUCCAAACCAGUGAGAGAUUUCAAAGAGUUUUAUCGUUGAAAGGCCUGAGGUAAGCUUGUUAACUCUUUCAGUCAAAUCGAAAUCUUCUAUAUUAUUGACUUAGUCUGAAAAGUAUUGAAAAGUGAAUGGAAACACUUUGUGACAGGUUUCAUUUAUAUCAGGUCACAUUCCCGACAGGAUAAAAAGCAUAUUGUCAGAGUCCUCCAUGGGGGUGAAAUCUUUACUUUAACAUUGUAUAUGGCUGAAGUCUCAGAGUAAUCGGGCAGAACCCCCCGCCGAUUAAGAGUUGGACUUUCUGGAUAUGUGACUGGUAUAUUAGGCCAACACAACAAACAUUCCAAGUAAUAUAUGGAGCGCGCUUUUUAAUUUGGCGCAUCAGUAAAAUUCUAUAUAGAGUAGUGUAUGGUAUCUUGUCUCGACAAAUAAUCUUUUUUUCUUCAUAGGGAAACGAUCUUCAAGAAUCCCUAGAAAAAGCCUACUUGAACAAGAAAAACGAUUUUAAGUUUCGGAUUGCGGACCAGGAUUACAUUUUAAAUUUUAACCCAUCAAGUGACAUGAGCCAGACAAACGUCAAGUACGGCACGACGAAAAAAGUGAGAAGAAGGCCUGGAAAAUUUGUGUCUAAGGAUGACAUUUCUCAGCUUAAAAGGUAUUUGUGUUGUAGAGUUAAUUAAUGACAAGAACUUUAUCCCUUGCCACCGAUAUGAUGGGCCAGUUUCUUUAUUUGAAAAUAAUUAGCAUAAAAUCUUACAUCAUGUUUUCACUGUGAAAUUAAGGUGACCAAAAGAAAUGUUUUGGUAAAGCUCUCACGAGGAGCCGCAAAGGGUGAUAUUUUUGCACGGCAUCUGGCGGCACAUCAAAGAAUUUGGAAUUGAAGGGCAAAUUCCUAGAAUAUCUUCGCCAGUUAAGCUAGAGAAAAGGUGUUAGAAAACCUCAGGAUCCAAAACAACACGUCAAUCAAAAUAUCACUUGGACCUUUUCGCUAAUGAAGAGCUAUCACGCGGCUAAGCUUGAAUUAGACAUAUAUUGAAAUAGGAACUCGUGUCAAUAAAGUAUCAGAAGUGAGCGGGAAUCGCUCCUGGUUAAAAAACUGGUUCACAGGGAUAUGCAUCUCUUCUAGUUAAGAGAAGGGAAUCAGAACUGCUUUUCAUGCAGGAACAGGUUUUCUUCGGGCUAACUACAAAACCUCAGCUUAUUUCACUCCUUGACAUUGUCAAAGCGCAUUUUGUAAAGAUAACUUUUUCGGCUUUAUGAGCUUUUUUUAUAUUCUAUUCCAUAAAUGUUUAACCUCCCUCAAAAAGCCAAGUAAUAUAAAUGCUGUUGUUAAAAAAAGCGUUUUACUUGUUUACGUGAAUUCGCUACCCAAAGAUCACUAUGCUGAAAGGACAGGGCAAAAUUUCCAGGAGAGAGGCAUUAAUUUUUUUUCCCACGAGGUUACAAAGAGAAAAUGCAAUGAUUAUUAUUAAUGUAACCAUCAGGUAUACUCUACCCACGAGUUUACGGACAGCAAAUGCAGUGAUUAUUAUUAAUGUAGCCAUCGGGUAUAUUCUACCCACGAGGUUACAAAGAGAAAUGCAAUGAUUAUUAUUAACGUAACCUUCAGGUAUGUUGUACCCACGAGGUUACAGAGAGCAAAUGUAGUGAUUAUUAUUAAAUGUAACCGUCAGGUAUAUUCUACCCACGAGGUUACAAAGAGAAAAUGCAAUGAUUAUUAUUAACGUAACCUUCAGGUAUGUUCUACCCACGAGGUUACAGAGAGAAAAUGCAGUGAUUAUUAUUAAAUGUAACCGUCAGGUAUAUUCUACCCACGAGGUUACGGAGAGAAAAUGCAGUGAUAUUAUUAAUGUAACCAUCAGGUAUAUUCUACCCACGAGGUUACAAAGAGAAAGUGCAAUGAUUAUUAUUUACGUAACCUUCAGGUAUGUUCUACCCACGAGGUUACAGAGAGCAAAUGCAGUGAUUAUUAUUAAAUGUAACCGUCAGAUAUAUUCUACCCACGAGGUUACAAAGAGAAAAUGCAAAGAUUAUUAUUAUCGUAACCUUCAGGCAUGUUCUACCCACGAGGUUACAGAGAGCAAAUGCAGUGAUUAUUAUUAACGUAACCUUCAGGUAUGUUCUACCCACGAGGUUACAGAGAGCCUGCAAAUGCAGUGACAAUUAUUAGAUUUUAGUGCAACUAUCAGGUUGAGUUCCUCCAUUAAAAGAGUUUUUUGCUAGGGUUAAACAAGUUUGGCUUUCAUGAGUUUCAAGGUGCAAGAAAUUAUCAGUAUAAUUAUAGCACACAAACAUUGUCAUCUAAUUUUUCGCACGUAGCCGGAAUAAGCCAAGAAAUGAAGCAUAUAUAACGAAAAAUCGUUCUCAGAUGAUCUCCAUAUUAAAUAAAUUAUACUAAACGUUGCGAAAGAAAUUAUUGUUCGUAUCCGUCUUAUCCAUCGUAAAAGCGAGGGGUCAUCGCAUGACAUCCGGUAUAUUAAACAGAGGUAAUACUCACGGGUUUCACGAGUUGUACGCACUAUUUUUCUCCGAGAAACAAAUUUAAACUUCAAUUCUUACCUUACAGUAGUCCGUUCUUUUACCUUGCAUUCGACAACAAAUCUGUUAAAGGCGAACAAAGCGAUUCCGGCACUCUUCUUUAUGAUGAGUAGCAAGCCGCAGGAACUGAAGCCGCUUGACUGAAGUAAAAUCCACCGAUAUGCACGGCAUUCUCACUACAAAUACAAACAAACGUUGCGGGGAAAAAAAGACGAGGAGGAAAAAAUGCCAGAUCUUCGCCUUGGCAAUGUAUUCCAGCUACCAUGCCGGCGUAUCUCCAGAAGGUGGACUCGAAGUGAGACAAACCUUGUGAAUUUUUUUAGACGCCCUUUGCGCGCAAACUAAUUUAUUCUGGCGCGAAAUGAAGAUUAACAAUAGGUAUACUGAAAUCUAAUCCACGACAAGAAGAUUUUCGCACUGUAGCGCGACAUAUUAAAUGCCUAUUUUUACAAGUACGCGGAGAAAGUGGUCCACUAGUUUAACUUUUUUAAGAUGAAUUUACUCCACAAAGGCAAAAUGAAUGUUUUAUCUCUACGUUGUUUACGUGCCGGAUUAGAAGGCAGAAGUAAAUUCAUCAUACAGACCCCAUCAAAAUGAAAGUACACGAAUGAAACGGAAUAAGUCUGGAACGGUUUAGUUUCUACUCGGCAGCUUCUUUGCUUUUAUAACAAAAAUUUAAUGUUGCAGUCUGUUUUAAACGUUGGCAUAUCAACGCGUACAGUCACUGAAUGAAAACAACAGUCACGAUCACGUUCUUCGAAACCGACCAGACGCGCGCGACCUACCACUGUUAUGGCAAGCAAUUAUCCUGAAGGUGUUAAUGUUCCCGUGACAGUCUUCGCACUGAAGGUGUAAAUGGUAAACCGAACGGUCGCUUUGAUCAUCAGAAAGACCUGUCAACUUUGAUGAUUUAACUGAGUAAAUUACGGGACAGAAAUUUUACUCCUUGCGGCUCCUCGUGUUUUAAGAUAAAAACUAGGUACCUGAGACAAGACAAGAGAAGACAAUGAUUUAUGUGUAAUUUGACUGCAAGUAUGGUCAUUCAUUUGCAUUACAAUCAGUCACAAAAAGAUGUCACAUGAUGGGCCAUGAUGUGAUGUCUAAUCUGUUGGAAACUGGUCAUUGAUACCUAAAGUGUGUUUCGUGAAAAUUACCUCAAAGUGCUUUUACUGUUAAGGUAAAUGGUGGAUACCUGUUCGGAGCCCACAGACCGCCCCCUUGGGCUAAUCUGUUGGAUCUACAGUGGAAAACUUAUGAUGUAAGCAUUUAAGUGAAACAUCGGGUAAUUAAUUCUUUCACAGAGAACAAUCAGUUGCUCAUUUACUUACUAUAAAUUCACUGAAUUAUGCGUUGAAACAUCCUUAGGAGAAAAAAAUUCAAAACAAUUAAUGUGCCACUGCAUUGGAGCAGUGUAAAAGUGUAGACUGCGGACUGGCUGCGGACUAUUGUUUUUAGGGCUAGAAAACAAUGGGACUAUUGUUCUCAUGUUCACAUUAGCCUGGUGAAAAAAAUAGUCCUCAGUCUGCGUUUUACACUGUCCCCACUGCAUUACCAUCUUUUUCAUUAGGUCUCAGAACGCAGUGAGUGUCGAGCAAAGGAGAAAUACAGGAGUCACUAAUACGCCAAAUCAUUGGUCUUCCAUGCUAUGCAAGAGGCAAUAUCAACGUGUGUCGAUAUCAAGACUUUCUGAAGAAUUUAAAGAAGUGGAAGAAUUCUUCAAAAAGUCCAUCAAUCGGAGUGUGGUAAUUGUUGGAAUUGAACGAGUGCAAAACCCUUUCAUGUGGGAAAAGUACCAAAGGUACUACUGA
Molecule: messenger RNA, 6986 nt
Organism: Porites lobata
Lineage: Eukaryota; Metazoa; Cnidaria; Anthozoa; Scleractinia; Poritidae
Source: the annotation of a GenBank genome assembly